GCAACCUCAGUUCAGUCUGUGGUUUCUGAUGUGCAGAUCGAUGACAAAGAAUUCGACAUUCCUCAAGUUGAUACCCCUCCGACACUGGAGAGCAUCCUGAAUGAGACUGAUGAUGAAGAUGAGUCUUUCAUUUUGGAGGAUCCCUUUCUCUUGAACAUUGAUAACACAGAUACACACUCCUAUGACACAUCCUCUGUGGCAAGCUCUGACAGCGGCGACCGGACACACUUGAAAAGAAAGAAAAAACUCCCAGAUUCUCUCUCGCUCCAUGGGUCAGUUAUACGGCUCUCACUCCUGAAAGGAAUUUCUGCCCAAAUAGUAUCUGCAGCAGACAAAGUAGAUGCUGGCUUGCCCACUGCAAUUGCGGCAUCAAAUCUGAUAGCAGUGGGGACUUCCCAUGGCUUAGCAUUGAUAUUUGAUCAAAACCAGGCUCUUCGACUGUGUCUGGGCAGCACUGCUGUUGGGGCCCAGUAUGGAGCUAUCUCUGCUCUCAGUAUCAACAAUGACUGUUCGAGGCUCCUGUGUGGCUUUGCCAAGGGACAGAUCACAAUGUGGGAUCUGGCCAGUGGGAAGCUGCUACGAUCAAUAACAGAUGCCCACCCACCAGGAACAGCCAUUUUGCACAUCAAGUUUACAGAUGACCCGACGCUUGCAAUUUGCAAUGACAGUGGAGGCUCCGUGUUUGAACUGUCAUUUAAGAGGGUUAUGGGAGUGAGAACCUGUGAAUCUCGCUGUCUCUUCAGUGGCUCGAAGGGGGAGGUGUGCUGUAUUGAACCAUUACAUGCAAAAGUUGAGCUGAGAGACCAUCCUAUCACCCAGUAUUCACUGCUGGCCAUGGCCUCCCUCACAAAGAUACUGGUUAUUGGCCUGAAGCCAUCUCUGAAAGUGUGGAUGACCUUUCCCUAUGGUCGUAUGGACCCUUCUAGUGUCCCUCUUCUGGCAUGGCACUUUGUGGCUGUACAGAACUCUGUGAACCCCAUGCUUGCGUUUUGUCGAGGAGACGUCGUUCAUUUUCUUCUGGUGAAGAGAGAUGAUACCGGUGCAAUACAUGUCACUAAACAGAGGCAGCUUCAUCUACACUAUGACCUCAUCAACUUUACUUGGAUAAACUCACGGACAGCAGUGCUUCUAGACAGCGUGGAGAAGCUGCAUGUUAUAGAUCGUCAGACACAGGAGGAGCUGGAGACCAUAGAGAUCUCAGAAGUACAGCUAGUCUACAACAGCAGCCACUUCAAAUCGCUGGCCACGGGAGGCAAUGUCAGUGAAGCCCUGGCAUUGGUUGGGGAGAAAGCUUGUUAUCAGUCCAUCAGCAGCUGUGGUGGUCAGAUCUUUUACCUUGGAACUAAGUCUGUUCACGUCAUGACAUUGAGAAGCUGGAGAGAGAGAGUUGAUCACCUUCUGAAACAAGAGCGUCUCACUGAUGCCCUGGCUCUCGCUUGGUCUUUUUAUGAAGGUAAAGCAAAGGCUGUAGUAGGCUUGUCUGGGGACACGAGCAAGAGGAAAGCAGUCAUUGCAGACAGGAUGGUUGAAAUCCUUCUCCAUUAUGCUGAUCGGUCUUUGAAGAAAUGUCCUGACCAAGGAAAAAUCCAGGUUAUGGAGCAACAUUUUCAGGACGUGGUGCCUGUCAUAGUUGAUUACUGCCUCUUACUGCAGCGCACGGAUCUCUUGUUUAACCAGAUAUAUGAUAAGAUGAGUGAGAAUUCUGUAGCUAAAGGCAUCUUUCUGGAGUGCUUGGAGCCAUAUAUCUUAAGUGAUAAGCUGAUGGGAAUCACAGCUCGGGUGAUGAAAGACUUGCUGCUUCACUUUCAAGACAAGAACAGGUUGGAAAAUUUAGAAGCCUGCAUUGUGCAUAUGGAUAUCACCAGCUUAGACAUACAGCAGGUAGUUCUUCUAUGCUGGGAAAACCGUCUUUAUGAUGCCAUGAUCUACGUCUACAACAGUGGGAUGAAUGACUUCAUUAGUCCCAUGGAGAAGCUGUUCAAAGUCAUUGCUCCUCCACUGAAUGCUGGAAAGUCUCUCACAGAUGAGCAGGUGGUAAUGGGCAACAAGCUGCUUGUAUAUAUAAGCUGCUGCUUGGCAGGCCGUGCAUAUCCACUGGGUGAUAUUCCUGAAGAUCUGGUACCUUUAGUUAAAAACCAGGUCUUUGAAUUUCUCAUCCGGCUGCAUUCAACUGAGGGAUCUGUGGAUGAAGAGGUCUACCCUUAUGUUCGUACCUUGCUGCACUUUGACACUCGGGAAUUCCUUAAUGUUCUUGCUCUGACUUUUGAAGACUUUAAGAAUGACAAGCAAGCUGUGGAAUAUCAACAGAGAAUUGUGGACAUACUUCUGAAAGUCAUGGUAGAGAAUUCGGACUUCACCCCGUCGCAAGUUGGCUGUCUCUUUACCUUCCUUGCCCGUCAGCUUGCCAAGCCCAACAACACGUUAUUUGUGAACAGGACACUUUUUGACCAGGUCCUUGAAUUUCUGUGCAGUCCAGAUGAUGACUCCCGCCAUUCGGAGAGACAACAGGUCCUUUUAGAAUUGCUCCAGGCAGGAGGGAUCGUACAGUUUGAAGAAAGCCGUCUUAUCCAAAUGGCAGAGAAAGCUGAAUUCUAUCAGAUUUGUGAGUUCAUGUAUGAACGAGAGCUUCGCUAUGACAAAAUAAUUGGCUGUUACCUGCGUGACCCAGUGAGAAAGGAAGAAGUUUUCAACUAUAUUCACAACAUCCUGUCCAUGCCUGGCUACAGCGCUGAAGAAAAGCAGUCGGUGUGGCAGAAAGCUUUGGAACAUAUAGAGGAGUUGUUGUUGCUGAGUCCGUGUAAAGCAGCCGACUUGGUGGCCAUUCACUUCAGUGAGCAGAUUGAGAGCAUCAUUACAAACCUUCAGGACCAGUUCUUACUCUUCCAGUUUCUGAGGAGCCUCCUUGAUCCAAGAGAAGGCAUUAACCAAGACCUGAUACACUUACCACCCUGCAUCACUGAGCAGUUCGUUGAGCUGCUGUGUCAGUACAGCCCGGACCAGGUUUUGGAGACGCUUAAAGUUCUGGAAUACUGCAGAUUGGAAGAAACCAUCCAGAUAACCCAGAAAUAUCAGCUCCAUGAAGCUUCUUCAUAUUUACUGGAGAAGAAGGGAGAUAUCCAUGGCGCCUUUUUGGUUAUGCUUGAGCGAUUGCAGAGCAAGUUGCUGAUGCUUACGCAAGAUGAUGAAAGCUCGCCUGAACUCCUCUUGCUAGAAAACAUUGAAGAUACCUUAAUGAAAACAAUUGCCCUUUGUCAGAGAAAUUCACACAAUUUAGACCAGCAACAGCGAGAG
Molecule: messenger RNA, 3291 nt
Organism: Apaloderma vittatum (bar-tailed trogon)
Lineage: Eukaryota; Metazoa; Chordata; Aves; Trogoniformes; Trogonidae
Gene: VPS8
Product: vacuolar protein sorting 8 homolog (S. cerevisiae)
Exons: 37
Biological process (GO): endosomal vesicle fusion; protein targeting to vacuole
Cellular component (GO): late endosome; HOPS complex; CORVET complex
Molecular function (GO): protein binding
Source: RefSeq, a predicted model, not a curated record